AACUAUGACGUAAUCGUACGAACAAGCUUAUGAUUGGCUGGUUCUCUCUCCCGGCAGUCAACGGUAAACAUGGCGCAGGAACCCUGGAAUAAAAGUAAUAUUCCCUUUCCAAGUGCUGUUUCUUCGAUUCGAAUCCCCUUUACUGGUUCAACGGAUAUCUUAAUUACAUAUCUGCUGGCUGACUGUGAGAAAGUGUUGACCCUGUUAUGUAGCGAAGUUCUGCAGACAGAAAUCCGUGUGCUUUACGAACUACUUUACGUUUUGAACAACAGCUUCAGACAACACAAACCAUUCCGAGCAUUAAAACAGGUUGAACAAUGUGUAAAUCGCUUGAAAGAGAUGAAGUUACAAGCAGCAGUAGAAGAUCUGCAGGAACUGUGUCCAAACAAAUUGCAGAGGGAUGCUGGAGUAGAGGUUGGUGUGUGUGACGUUCCCAGUCAGCCCAUGUUGGAGUGGCUCUGUCUUAAACUACUUGGAGCCUCAAGUCUUUUAGUUCGAACACUGGACCGGUGCUCCCAAGCUUUCAUACGGACACGACAGCACCUGCAGCUGCGUGAGUUCAUUGUGCUGAAUUUGGUGAUGCUUAGCAUGCUCAGUCGUCUCUGGGUAUUCUUCAGAGGUGUUCUGAGAGCCCUCGUCCCCAUGUACAAAAGUGCCACUGAACUCCUCUGGGAGGUGUCACAGUCCAAGCCCAUGGCCUACUUGACCGACUUCACCCUGCCUGGGGACCUGAAAGACUUCCUGUGCCUCACACAUCCUGAUCUACUGAUGGAAGAAGGCACCAAAGACCUUUUAAAGGUCCCAAGAGAAAAGCCCAUAUUUUCUGUCCUUUGCAGGUUAUUUGGGGACAGAGGGCAAGAAGAGGAUAAUGGUGAAGAGGAGAGAGAGAUGGUGCCAAUAUUUUCUGCUGGUCAUGAUGAAGGUUCUAGUCUGGAUCUGGGGGCUGCAGUUUUACAACGACGGACAGAUGACUCACCUUAUGGACUGGACAUGAAGGUUGUGCUUCAACAAUCUUGUAAAACCACCAAACAGCUGUCUCUGGAGCCACAGAUGAAAUUGGGCAUCUCAAGCCAAAUUGCAGUCUGUCAGAAGAGGAAGUUCUUGAAGUCACUGGAGAAGGUGUCCUCAUUCAGAAACAUGGCUGCCCAUCUGAAGGAAGUGAUGCAUUGGUGCCAGAGCUGUAAGUUUCAUCAAGAGCGUAAGCACCUGGCCUUCUUGAGCCUGAAGUGUAUGAGGAUGGAAACUCUGGAAGCUGAAGGCAUCAGGGUGGAAAAGAGAUUGAAGAAGUUUAAGUUAGAAGUUCGCAAGGCAUUGAUGCUUAAGAAGACUUUCCCAACAAAACGUUCCUGUUCCUUCACUCAACGUUGGAGAACUCGAUGGCACCUCAGAGCCUUCAUUGCACGCAACAGAACUGCCAGAUCCAGAUCUGCAUUUUCCAGGAUGUGCUCUAGAACAGUUAAAAACUUGUCUGUGUCAUUGAAACAUGGGAGGAACUGCAGCCAACCACAACAAUUCUCAAAAAAAGUGUCAAGAAACAAUAUGGCAUCUGUAGCUAAGGAAGAAAAAAUAGACUCAAAGGCUGUCUUGCAGAAACCAAAUAUGCCGAAGAAUGAUAUUGAUGAUAUUUUUGAAUUCUUUGGAUUUUAAGUUGUUCAUAGGGUUCGUUGAAUGCAUGAAUGGUUUUAAUUAUUUUUAAAACCUAGGUGCAAGCUAACCUCUGAUCACUGUGAAAAAAUUCUUCCUAUACUGUGUGAUCGAAUUUCAAUUUUCUACAGAAAUAAUAUUUAACAAAUGUUCUUUCCCACUGAAUUCUAUUGUAUGUAAUGUGGAUGUCCAGAGAAACAAAGUGAGAUAAUAAAACUAAGGAAGUUUGAA
Ctenopharyngodon idella (grass carp) is the source of this 1875-nucleotide messenger RNA. RefSeq names its product nucleolus and neural progenitor protein (gene rmp64). Lineage: Eukaryota; Metazoa; Chordata; Actinopteri; Cypriniformes; Xenocyprididae. Gene Ontology annotation, cellular component: nucleus. The record is from RefSeq and is a predicted model, not a curated record. Gene Ontology annotation, biological process: positive regulation of Notch signaling pathway.